AGGCCGACUGGGCAGUCUGGUCAGUCCCAACUCAGAGCGCAACUAGAACAGCCAUGUCCCAGCUGGGGCCGACACCACUGUAUCCUCUUCCAGCAAUGCCGCUGCUUAUGCUGUUGCUCUCGCUGCUGCCGCCACCGGGGGACACCCUAUCCCCGGUCCAGGAGGGCAGCCCUGACCUCUCAGGGCCAGAUCUGGACUCCUCCAGAGUCCGGGAGAUGCAGAAACGCUACAAGGACCUGGUGGACAGGCUAAGGGUGAACCAGAGCUGGGAAGACUCAAACGCGGACCACAGAACCGCCACUGUUGUCUGGAUCCUAACCCCCAAGCUGCGAAUCGGUCCCGGAGGCCUCGUGCACCUGCGCAUCCCCCGAGCGGCCCUCUCCGCGGGGCGCCCCGCCGGCCCCCGCCUGCACCGGGCCCUGCUCUGGCUGUCCCCUACGGCGCCGAGCCCGCGCGACGUGACGCGGCCGCUGCAGCAUCUGCUCGCCCGUGGGGACCCCGCGCCGGCCGUGCUGCGCCUGCGACUGUCGCCGCCGCCGUCGGACGCCGCGCAAGCGGCGCGGCCUUCCGCCCGGGCCCGGCUGGAGCUGCACCUGCGGCCACAUGCCGCCAGGAGGCGCCGCAACAAGCGUGCGCCCACUGCGGAGGCCUGCGCGACAGGGAAGGCGCACUGCUGCGGCGUGCAGAGCUGGCGCGUGACUCUGGAGGAGCUGGGCUGGGCCGACUGGGUGCUGGCGCCGCGCGAGCUGGACGUGCGCGCAUGCGUCGGCGCAUGCCCGCCCCGCUUCCGGCCGGCCAACACGCACGCGCGGAUGAAGGCGCGCCUGCACGACCUGGAUCCCGGUUCCGUGCCUGAGCCCUGCUGCGUGCCUGCCAGCUUCGAGCCUGUGGUGCUCAUGCACCAGGACAGCGACGGCCGGGUGACGCUUACGUCCUACGACGACAUCCUGGUUAAGGACUGCCACUGCGCUUGAGCCGGCACCCUGCGAGCUGCGCAUCCUCAGUGGUCCGCGUCCACGCAGUGGCCUCGCAGAGGCUGCUCAGUGCCCAUUUCUGUCUUCCCCUCCCCUAACAUCGCCGUAUUUAUGAGUCUAUUUAUUGCGAGGAAACCUUGGGGGCGUAGUGGUGAAGAGCUACAGCUGCUCACCAAAAGGUCGGCAGUUCAAAUCCAGCAGGCAGUCCUUGGAAACCCUAUGGGGCAGUUCUACUCUGUCCUAUAGGGUCGCUAGGAGUCGCAGUGACUCCAUGGCAAUGGGCUUUUUUGUUUGUUUGUUUUUAUAUUUAUUGCUAAAUUAUUGGGGGUGACUCGCUGGGGACUAGAGGGCUGGGGAUGGCUGGUGGAAGGCGCGUGUUAUGUAUUUAUAAAACCUACUGCCUUUCGAUGGAUUCCGACUCAUAGCGACCCUGUAGGACACAGUAGAAUUGCACCGUAGGGCUUCCAAGGCUCUAAAUCUUUACGGAAGAAGGGCUGCCACAUCUUUUGCCCAGGGAGCAGACGGUGGGUUGGAACUGCCAACCUCUUGGUUAACAGCCAAAACCUUUGCACAACCAGGGCUCCUCUAUGUAUUUAUAACUCUGGUAAUAAAAAUGACUUUAUCUGAACUGCCA
Molecule: messenger RNA, 1608 nt
Organism: Loxodonta africana (African savanna elephant)
Lineage: Eukaryota; Metazoa; Chordata; Mammalia; Proboscidea; Elephantidae
Product: growth/differentiation factor 15-like
Exons: 2
Coding region: 54-974 (306 amino acids)
Cellular component (GO): extracellular region
Molecular function (GO): growth factor activity; cytokine activity
Source: RefSeq, a predicted model, not a curated record